UGUGCUCACGUAACUGAUGAUCAAAUCUUCUCUCACAUCGAGUUGGGUUAUGUUCUGCGAUGGAGUUCUUUAGAGACAUCUCUGAUGCGACACGUGAUCUGAAUCUACCGGAGUCUCCGCAGCCGUUCGCUGGAUCGACGCUUGUUAUGCCUUCAGUGUCUGUGGGGAACGUGGGUCAGCUUACAGUGGACUUGCUCCUUGAAACGCUGCUACAGAAGCAGCAGCAGCAGCAGCAACAACAGGGCCAGGGAGGCUAUAGCAUCGCGCGGGCUGGGUGGUUGGAGGAGCCCAAUGUGCUGCCAUGUGCAGGAAACGACCCAUACAGUGUGGGAGGCAAAGGAGGAGGAGGAAAGGGACAGAGUGCAUCGGGCAGCUUGACAACAGCCAUGGAAGUUUAUCACGCAGUGCCAAAAUCAGAUUCAGCAUCCUCGUCAUCCGCUGAUGCCAUCACUGUCAUCCAACAAAGAGCACCAGUGGCACUGGGCAAGAUGGAGGAAUUCUCGUGCAACCUAGCCACCUGGGCUGCAUCACAAGCAUUUUCCCGCGUGGUGGUUCUCUCUGGAGCCGAUGCACAGAGGAGGCAGCCUUCGCAGAUUGACGGGGACCAGUUCCGUUUCCUGCUCAUCGAUCCAGCUCUACCUCUGCCCUCCUCUUCUCCCUCAUCCUCCUUGCCUGAGCCAACUCCUUCGGGAUCUGCAUCUUUCAACACAUCUCUUCUUCACUCCCUUGGCUGGCGCCCGUUAGAGAGCUGCGAUCCCUUUGGUGGCCUACCCUCCGCUUCCUCCGUGCCUGCUCCACUUGCUGGUGGCCCUGGGUCGAGCACAGGGGAGAGAGGGAAUGAAGGCCACAUGGAGCACGAGCAAGUAGAGGCAGCUAUGACAGGGGAAGAGGGAGAAGAGGACCCAGGGCCUUUGAGGGGUGGUGAGUGGGGCCCCGAACAAGGAUUGAAGUGGAAAGCUGCGUUUCUGCGCAUCUGCAUAGCACUGAAGGAUGUGAACAUCCCCUCUAUUGCACUCCUUGUGUUUUGCUCCGAGGGAGACAACGUGCCAGAUGCUUUCCACCUAGCUGAGCGCCUCACUCCACUUCUGCCAACAUCCCUACUCGGAGCUUCUGAUCCGUCGAUCACAGAGCUUUCUGAAAACAUGGAUGGUAUGCGCGUUGAUGGGCAAAGUGGACCCACUACCCAUUGGUGUGUCCCCCCUUCUUGGGGGCACCUGUUUGGACCACCUCCAGAUGAUGCACUGUACUGCUAGCUGCAAAAUCCAUGCCAUUUUGGACGUCUCUUUCAACAGCUCACGUAGCCGUUGUAAAAUCUGAAUCAUGUAGCUUAUUUUCCUAUGAUAGUCGUUGAAGAGUUUAUCAUUGACAGCCCUCCAAAUC
Messenger RNA from Closterium sp. NIES-67, 1380 nucleotides. The record is from the annotation of a GenBank genome assembly. Lineage: Eukaryota; Viridiplantae; Streptophyta; Zygnematophyceae; Desmidiales; Closteriaceae.